Molecule: messenger RNA, 1551 nt
Organism: Exophiala spinifera
Lineage: Eukaryota; Fungi; Ascomycota; Eurotiomycetes; Chaetothyriales; Herpotrichiellaceae
Exons: 1
Coding region: 1-1551 (516 amino acids)
Source: RefSeq, a predicted model, not a curated record
AUGUUCGUAACCUUGGCCGACCAUGAAGCGUUGGCAACGCGGGCGGGAACAGCGACGCGAAGCCUUCGUGCACAUGUUCAACACAAUUACCUGUCUAGACAACAAAAGGGACGAGACGGUCCAUCAGUGAGACCUGAUGAUCCUCAAGCGAAGCCUGCUGUCAUGCGUUUUCGCUGGGGCAAAAGAAAGCAAGUCAAAAACGACAACAACAAAAACUCGUCGGGGCUGGCAUCCUCAGACGAGAAGCUCAGUCGCGAUGACAGGCAUAACCUGAUGCUGCGCUUGUUGAAACCCAGGUCAACAGAUGCUAUGUUUUCGCCAUCUCGGGGAGAAGGCGUCGACCCCUUUGGAGUGUUGCCAUUUCACGUCCACGAGCAAGAACGUCUAACGCUUCAGGGGUUCCAGAGCCACGAACGCUGGCCAUGGUGUCCGAUAAAUGGAAAGAGCGCCUGGUCUAGAUUCACAGUGUCUGAUGAGCUAGUGUUCCACACGACCAUGUUCAGCUGGACCAUGCAUAUGCGCUCUCGUGGUGAAGACGCAACCCCCAUGUCGAACGUCUUGAGCCACAAGGUCCGGGCGAUAUCAAUCAUCAAGCAACGAGUUACACAACCAAAGCUAAGCACCAGUGACGAGGUGAUUGGUGCCAUUGCGGCAUUGACGAACAUUGAGCUGGUCUUGGGGUCGCAGGCUGAUGCAUACACACACCUACAAGGUCUGCGCGCCGUAAUUGCUGCGCGUGGUGGCUUCACUACGCUAAACUCUCCAGAGCAGCAACUGAUUCUGCGGCUGGCUACUUGGAAUUACCUGGUGUACUCGGAGGUGUUUGGAGACGAGCUGCGAUCCGAGGAGCUACAGUGGUGGGAGGAGGCGUGGCAAACGACAUUCGCAUCUGCCGCCAUCAAGCCUCUCCCUGGUUUGAGCUCCCAGGAGUUGAGUGUCGCGCAGGUUCCUCCGCACCAGGUGUUCACUCUUCUGCAGUACCUUCCUCAUCUCUGCUCCCUUGAGUCACAGAAGCCGCUCACUUCUUUAUCGGAUAGAGAAGCGAUGCAUCGAUGCGACAUUUUCCACCGACUUCAGUGGCGUCUUAAGCGAAUCAUUGACGGAAUCAAGUCGUCAGCAACGAGUCCAGGUGCGAUGCGGGUUCGCGCGGUUGCAACAGCAAUACUUGUGUAUGUUCACCAUCACCUUCGUGGAAACCCCUUAUCAUAUCGAAACUACUCAGUCUUGCUACCGAUGCUGAUCCACGACCUUGAUGCUCUUGAAACACUCAGCAAAGACCUUAGCUUUGCGCCGGAGCUGUACCUCUGGAUCCUCAGCAUAGGCAGUACAACGAGCUCGAGACUUGCAGAAGUACAUGGCAGGUUUCUGACAAAGCUUUCGAACCUGAUCAAGAACCAAAACAUGGAUCGAGCUGCUUUCCUCAAGAAGCAUCGCGAAUUUCUCUGGAUCAAAGCAAAGGACGAGAAGCGCCUUGCUGAUAUCUGGGACAGACUUUGGUGCUUGCACAUAGAACAUGAACACAUCGAGGCUCAAGAUCCCUCGAAUCAGUGA